Molecule: messenger RNA, 633 nt
Organism: Carica papaya (papaya)
Lineage: Eukaryota; Viridiplantae; Streptophyta; Magnoliopsida; Brassicales; Caricaceae
Product: large ribosomal subunit protein eL33w-like
Biological process (GO): translation
Cellular component (GO): ribosome
Molecular function (GO): structural constituent of ribosome
Source: RefSeq, a predicted model, not a curated record
UCCACCCGCUCUUUAUAUAUAAAGGGCCACUUAAAACUAGGGUUUUAAGUUUCCUCCCGAGUAGGCGUCUGUAACUAGAGGAAGAAGAAGAUCUUCAGCCACCAAAGCGGAAAUGGUGAAGGGACGCCAAGGAGAGCGAGUCAGACUCUACGUCAGAGGAACCAUCCUCGGGUACAAGAGGUCAAAGUCAAAUCAGUACCCCAACACUUCACUUAUCCAGAUUGAGGGAGUCAAUUCCAAGGAGGAGGUUGCUUGGUAUGCGGGGAAGCGCAUGGCUUACAUCUACAAGGCUAAGGUGAAGAAGAAUGGAACACAUUACCGCUGCAUUUGGGGCAAGGUCGCAAGGCCUCAUGGUAACAGCGGGGUUGUUCGUGCCAAGUUCAAAUCAAACUUGCCUCCUAAAUCAAUGGGAGAUAGAGUAAGGGUAUUCAUGUACCCAAGCAACAUAUGAGGUACUAAAGUAGAUGCUGUACUUCAGAAGGGAUCUGCAGUCUUACUUGUUUCUAUAAACUUAGUUUUUAAAUAUUGUGUGCUUUGGCCGAGUCAUUUUUUUGCUUGUUUAGGAUAUUGGUCGACUCUUAUCAACUAAUUUGAUUAAAAGCAUUUUCAUGCCUGCUUGGUUCUUUCUUUUGA